Paramuricea clavata is the source of this 414-nucleotide messenger RNA. The record is from the annotation of a GenBank genome assembly. Lineage: Eukaryota; Metazoa; Cnidaria; Anthozoa; Malacalcyonacea; Plexauridae.
AUGGCCGCCAAUCGAUCCCCUUUACGUUGCGACAACAAGAUUUGCGCUACCUUCCGCGUCCGCGAUAUGCCCCCGGUCGAAGCCAUCGCGGUCGUCUGUAAGGACAUUAAAAACGAGAUCAUCCUCGGUCGCCAACUGCUACUAAAACUCAAAGUCCUCCCCCGAAAUUUCCCCAACGAAAUCGUCGCCCAAGUAACCAAUAUCAAAGAUACGUUGGAACGCGAAUUCCCGGAAACUCUAUCCGACCUUCUACCCGAAAAAGCGAUGCACGGCCCUCCAAUGAAAAUCUCCCUCCGCGACGACGUCGAAGCCAAACCGACGAGAAUCCUGACCGCCAGACAAAUUCCGCUCGCCCGCCAAUGCGAAGCCGACAAACUCAUCGAAAAGGCCUUAUCUAACGGAAUUAUCGAACGC